Triticum dicoccoides is the source of this 1657-nucleotide messenger RNA. Its product is annotated as GDSL esterase/lipase LTL1-like. The record is from RefSeq and is a predicted model, not a curated record. NCBI's taxonomy places the organism in Eukaryota, Viridiplantae, Streptophyta, Magnoliopsida, Poales, Poaceae. The transcript is spliced from 4 exons. The coding region runs from base 100 to 1212 and encodes 370 amino acids. Gene Ontology annotation, molecular function: hydrolase activity, acting on ester bonds.
UCCAAACCGGUCUCGUGCAUUGCCUACUAUAUAUCGUACGUGAGGAUCGCUCAAGGGACCGAUGUAAGGUUUGCCUCUACCAAUCAGUUCACGGUGACGAUGGCCAAGACUAGUUCAUCGAGCUGCCUUAUGCUGGCAACGACAAUGGCGCUGGGCGUAGUCGUCCUGCUGGCGACGCCAUCGGAGUGCGCGCGCGCCUUCUUCGUGUUCGGCGACUCCCUGGUGGACAACGGCAACAACAACUACCUGAUGAGCACGGCGCGUGCCGACUCGCCGCCGUACGGGGUCGACUACCCCACGCACCAGGCCACCGGCCGCUUCUCCAACGGCCUCAACAUCCCGGACAUCAUCAGUGAGCAUCUCGGCGCGGAGCCCACGCUGCCGUACUUAUCCCCGGAGCUCCACGGCGAGAAGCUGCUCGUGGGCGCCAACUUCGCGUCGGCGGGCGUCGGCAUCCUCAACGACACGGGCAUCCAAUUUAUGGAGAUGGUGAGGAUGAGCAGGCAGCUGCACUACUUCCAUGAGUACCAAGGAAAGCUGCGUGCGGUGGUGGGCGCGUCCGAGGCGAAGCAGAUCGUCAACAGGGCGCUGGUGCUCAUCACCCUCGGCGGCAACGACUUUGUCAACAACUACUACCUCAUCCCCUUCUCCCUCCGCUCCCUUCAGUUCUCCCUCCCGGACUACGUCCGCUAUCUGAUCUCCGAGUACAAGAAAAUCCUCAUGAGGCUGUACGAUAUGGGGGCGCGGCGUGUGCUGGUGACGGGAACUGGCCCGCUGGGUUGCGCCCCGGCACAGCUCGCCAGGAGCCGCGGAGGAGGGUGCAAUGCCGACCUGAUGCGCGCCGCGGAGCUGUUCAACCCGCAGCUGUCCUGGGUCCUGGAGGAGCUCAACGCGCGCUACGGCGACGGAACGUUCAUCGCCGCCAACACCUACCGCAUCCACUUCGACUUCAUCACCGACCCGGCUGCGUACGGGUUCCAAACGGCCAGGGAGGCGUGCUGCGGGCAGGGUCCGCACAACGGGAUCGGAUUGUGCACCGCGCUAUCAAACAUCUGCACCGACAGGGACCAAUACGUGUUCUGGGACGCCUACCACCCCACGGAGCGCGCCAACCGGAUCAUCGUCAGCCAGUUCAUGACUGGCUCGCUCGACUACGUCAACCCGCUCAACCUCAGCACUGCCCUCCACAUAGACAUCGCCCUAAUGGAUUGAUAUACUCCACAUAAUACUAGUGAAAAUUUUGACUGGGCUAAUAAACUUGGACAUGAGAGAGAUUAUUAGCCUAGUUAAAAUGUCGACAUUUAAACUAGGCUAGUAAUCUCGAGGUUCCCACUUAUGAAAAUUUUGUCCGUAUAUAGAUGAGCGUUGAGUGGGAGCAGAAGUCCCCUCUGGUGACUGUUAGAGCCCUCCACAUAAGUACUUUCGACGAUACUUCUCUUGUUUUGGACUCCAGUGAGGCUCCUCAUUUGUGUAACAGAGCUGCUUUAUCUUUCGAAACAUCUUGCUUUAAAAGGGAAGGUUUGCAACAUUUGGUAGCUCAAAUGGUCUAAGGAAACGAGAGGUUCACCUAAUACUGGGAAUUGGUAGUUCAUUAUUCGUCAUCUCAGGCAGUUUCUUCAGGGUUGGGCGAAGAAUCUGAGUGAUGUAUAAAAGAAAG